AAUGCUGACAAGAAGAAGAGUCUGGAAGGUUUAGCUAGCACUCUAAACAGAGCAUGAGCCCAGUCUGAACCGUGUUUUAACUGGUUUGUGUUUGUCACUGUACAGGGGGUAAACAAACUGUGAAGUGCUGUGAAGAUGGUUCAGCUGCACGUGAAGCGUGGGGAUGAAAGCCAAUUUCUUUUCCACACCACUGUGGACUCUCCACUGGAGACUGUGAUCCAGCAGAUUACAGACAUUUACAACGGGAGACUCAAAGUGGAAAGGAUAUGUUCAGAGAUCCCAGAGCUUGCAGACCACGGCAUCACUCUGCCACCCAACAUGCAGGGGCUAACAGACGAUCAGAUUGUGGACCUGAAGCUGAAGGAUGAAUGGGAAGACAAGUGCGUGCCCAGUGGAGGGCCAGUAUUUAAGGAGGAUGAGGUCGGGAGGAGGAAUGGACAUGCUCCAAAUGAUAAAAUGAAAGAGGUUUUGAUGAGAACAGUAGAAGAGGCAAAGGCUCUAGUCUCCAAAAAACAAGUCCAAGCCAACGUUUGUGUCACUCUGGAGAUGAUUAAAGAAGCUCUGGAUCAGCUAAGAGGUGCAGUUAUGAUUGUGUACCCCAUGGGUUUGCCUCCUCAUGACCCUAUAAAGAUGGAGUUUGAGGAGCGGGAAGACCUUACAGGAACACAGGCUUCUCUGCAGGUGAUCACAGAGGACGAGUGCCAGCUCUGGUGGGCUGCCAAGGAGAUGCAGAGGGGGAAAAAACUGCAGGACUAUAUCGGCAAAAAUGAAAAGACUAAGCUUGUGGUGAAAAUCCAAAGGAAAGGACAUGGGGCACCAGCGAGGGAGCCUUUGAUCACUGAUGAGCAGCAGAAACAGAUGAUGAUGCAUCACUACAGGAGGCAGGAGGAGCUCAAGAAACUGGAGGAGGCAGAUGAUGAUAGCCACCUGGAUUCAAAGUGGUCAGACAGACAGGCCCUGAAAAAACAGUUUCAAGGCCUCACAAACAUCAAAUGGGGGCCAAGAUAAGAACACCACCGUCAAUGAGAACUUACACAAGGGGCCUUUUCAGAAUUGUGACAACAGAAUACGCUGAUGUAUUCAUAUGCCUUGUUUCCAGAUAAACAUGCCUAAUUUAUUUCUGAACUGAAAUGUGAAGAAAACAUCUGGACAGAUUAUACAACGGCAAGUUUUACUGAUUUAUUUCAGCUUAAAUCGAACUACUGUAUUCUUUCUGUGACUGUUUUUAAUCUGUUUUUACAAAUCUACAUUUUAGUUGAAGCUGUGCGAACAAAAUGACAUUUAAGUUUGAUCUUAUUCUACUGUUCUGUUUUUAUUGUGUCAAAUAUAAAAGUAUAAAACAAAUCUGAU
Molecule: messenger RNA, 1350 nt
Organism: Notolabrus celidotus (New Zealand spotty)
Lineage: Eukaryota; Metazoa; Chordata; Actinopteri; Labriformes; Labridae
Gene: cfap298
Product: cilia and flagella associated protein 298
Exons: 8
Coding region: 136-1008 (290 amino acids)
Biological process (GO): regulation of cilium movement
Source: RefSeq, a predicted model, not a curated record